AUGUGUUUGCGAGAAUUUGUUGAAAGCUGUGAUCAAGCACUAGAAAGAAUUUACAUUAGAGAACGGGAUGAAGAUUACGAGUCUAUCCAUGUGAAGCGUAUAUUUGUUUCCCAAGAUUUGUUAGUGAAGCAUGCAUCUGAAAUCUAUACGAGGAAUUUGUUUAUCAAAGUGCACGAACAGUUUAAUGCUUCUUCACGAUAUCGGUCGGAAGCAGUUGAGGCUGAUGGUGAUGAAGAAACUUAUAGAGUGUACUCGUUCAAUGAUGAAGUACCGACGGAACAGUUUCUAGUAAAGAUUAAUAAGGUAACGAACAAAGGUGUAUGUGGUUGCCAAGAAUAUGAAUUUAUUGGCAUACCGUGCAGACAUUUGCAUCAUAUUUUAGUCUAUCGUUACUAUGUGGUGGAGAUUCCAUCACAUUUUAUAAAGCAAAGGUGGACCAUGUAUGCAAAUAGAUCUUCGGUUUUGGAUAAUGAUGGUUUGGUAAUGAAAGAUCAUAAGCUUGGAACUGAAGCCACGAGGAUUAGUCAUUACUGUCAACGGUCAACUGAAUUAGCUUAUAUAUUGGGUAAGUCUGAGAAAGCUUAUGACGUGGCAAUGGGUUUCCUUGAUCAAGCAUUUGAGAAAUUGAAGGAGAUAGACAUUGAUGAGCUUAGAGCAGAAUAUGGCACAGAUACCCAGUUGGAAGAAUAUGCUAAUGAUGAGCCAUUAGAGACAGAAAAUUCAUGUGACGCAGCUGAGCUAACACACAGAUGA
Molecule: messenger RNA, 753 nt
Organism: Papaver somniferum (opium poppy)
Lineage: Eukaryota; Viridiplantae; Streptophyta; Magnoliopsida; Ranunculales; Papaveraceae
Product: protein FAR1-RELATED SEQUENCE 5-like
Exons: 1
Coding region: 1-753 (250 amino acids)
Biological process (GO): regulation of DNA-templated transcription
Molecular function (GO): zinc ion binding
Source: RefSeq, a predicted model, not a curated record